AUGAACGUCAGCGACGGAGACAUCGUAAAUUGGUCCGCGGGCAUUGCGAUAAGUCCUCUGUCCUACUACAGGUGCCGCGACAACCUUUACCAAGUCCGAACGAUUGUCGACUACCAGAUCCGCUGGUCUGCAAUAUUCACCUUGGUCCACAAGCACAAAUCCUCGGCACGGAAUAUAAUCCCCAAGUACGCCAAAGACUCAAAUAUAGUCAAUCAAGAAGGCGGUAAGACCCUUGCGGAAUUCCCCAACAGCAUAGAGCUUGGGAAGCUCGGAUCCGGUCAAGAUCCGAACAACAAAGGAGCACUCCACUACUAG
Oldenlandia corymbosa var. corymbosa is the source of this 315-nucleotide messenger RNA. The record is from the annotation of a GenBank genome assembly. NCBI's taxonomy places the organism in Eukaryota, Viridiplantae, Streptophyta, Magnoliopsida, Gentianales, Rubiaceae.